AUGUCAGUAAAAGCUUUGCCAUUUGUAAAAAUGCCUUCAAUUUCAAUUGAAAAUCGUAUUAAAAACAUCGAAACCUAUAACGAAAAUGGUCGUUGCGUGAAAACCACAUAUCGUAAAAUUCGUGAUAUGUUUGGUCGUCAUGGUCGGCCAUCUGAGAACGCUAUUAAGAAUUUGGUGGAUAAAUUCAAAUCUACUGGUUCAACCAACAACAUACCAACUCCAAUUCGUGUUCGUCCGGGUCGUUCAGCUGAAAAUAUUGCUGCUGUGAGUGAAAGUGUUGAACAAGAUCCAAAUCUGUCCAUUCCGCGGCGUUCUCAACAAUUGGGCUUAUCGACAAUGACCACAUGGCGAAUUUUGCGUAAGGAUUUAUCUCUAAAACCUUAUAAGGUACAGUUGGUUCAAGAAUUGAAGCCGGCCGACCAUUACGUUCGUCAAACAAUGGAUUUAUUGCAAACCAAAUUUCCAGAUCGAGUAAUUUCGCGUAACUCUGCAGUAAAUUGGCCGCCUAGAUCCUGUGAUUUAACACCUCUGGACUAUUUCUUGUGGGGCUAUGUGAAAGAUAAAGUCUAUGCGGAUAAUCCGCUAACCAUUGAGGCGUUAAAAGCCAACAUUGAACGUGCCAUUCGUGAGAUAGAGCCUCAGUUAUGCCAAAAUGUAAUUACAAAUUUUAACAAACGAAUCGAUGUUUGUAGGCGUACUGGGGGUGGGCAUUUGAAUGAUAUUAUUUUUCAUUUAUAA
Messenger RNA from Brassicogethes aeneus, 738 nucleotides. NCBI's taxonomy places the organism in Eukaryota, Metazoa, Arthropoda, Insecta, Coleoptera, Nitidulidae. The record is from the annotation of a GenBank genome assembly.